Messenger RNA from Sinocyclocheilus grahami, 2275 nucleotides. RefSeq lists its product as uncharacterized. The record is from RefSeq and is a predicted model, not a curated record. NCBI's taxonomy places the organism in Eukaryota, Metazoa, Chordata, Actinopteri, Cypriniformes, Cyprinidae. The transcript has 2 exons. The coding region runs from base 1 to 1797 and encodes 598 amino acids.
AUGGCCAUACCAGGUCUCAUCCUGACCGACACAGAAUGGGAAACAUGUGUGGAUCGUCGUAGGAAACGUCAAGCUGCUCGUUUGGCACACGUGCAGAACUUCUUCACUCAGAAAGCAGUGGAAACCCAGAAGGGAUGUAUUUCCAACACAGAUGAAAGUACCACAUCCAUCCCAAGGCUGAAUAUACCAAGUAGAACCGACUUGCCGGUUGCCGUGGGCACGCCACCAAUACUAAUGUACCACCAGAUCCCUUUGCUUUCCCUGGAUUGGGGCAAUACCACAACAACACCCCCCCAAUCAAACCCUCCAGAUGCCUACAGUGAAACAAGCCAUCAGGCAGAAGAUCACCUUGCCAUAUCAGCUUCUAAGGCCUGGGAAGCUUUUCUUAAUGGCACUGAUACGCAGGACCAAGUAUGUGUCCGUCCAGAGUCAGAAGUUGUAGCUUUAAGGGCCAAAGUCGUAGUCCCGACGGAGGACACGGGAGCUGAGAAAGACCCCAGUCAAGAGUCUGCUGACAGGAAAGCAACGGAAACUGUAAAAUCUGAUCCUGUAGAGCAAUCAAAGGAUCUGAGCAUAAGUCCUUCUAGAGAUCAGGUUGUGGAUUACCAACUAGUGAAAGAGCCUAGGGUCACUACCCUACCAUGUUCUGCCCAGGGAUCGGAGCCAGAGAGGGUGGUAAGUGAGUUAGAGGCAUCUCGUGACCGCCAAGCCCCACAUCAUGAGCACACAAGCGGAUCUUUGAGUCAAGACACGACCAAAGCAAGCCCAGGGGGCGAAACUCGAACCACACAUGACACUGAGACUCAGAAUUCAGAAGCCGGAGAUGGAAUCGCACCUGAAGAAUGCAUGGGCAGCUUCGACACCUCAAAGGUUAAAGAAAACACACACAGAGCGGUCAAAGACACCCUGACAUUUAUGGAGAUCAGGGAUGUGCCGCUCACAAAUAGACAGGCCGAGGGAUCUUCUUCAGAAAGGAAGGAUAUAAAUAAAGAAGCCAGCGAGGAGCAGGUGGAAAUGAGGGCGUUUUGUAGAGAACUACAUGAAGAGGACACGGAAAGCAGUAGAGAAGGACAAGAUGAGACAACUACGGAUCACAGCGCAGAAAUACAGAGCGUUUCAUCGUGCGAGAGGGAAGCAUUUAAUGAGAACGAAUUAUGCACGUCGAACAAGAUUUUUAACAAAGACGGUUCAGAGCUAUUGAAAAACAAAGAGAGGCGUUUUGAGGCAAACGAAGGACUUAAAAUGAGGGAGAGACUGAAUGAGAUGACUAUAGAACCUGCUAGUGCUGAAGAGCUUGUACAGGACUCCCAAGCAGUGGAUGACAAUUGCACAGAUGGAGAAGAGAAAGAGUUUGAGAGUCAUGCUACCAAAUUUGUACCCACCUUACCUACCUAUCCAACAGUUAGCAUUUACCCAUCCAGGCACCUCCUUCAGACAACAUCUGCAAAGGAAAGAGAGGUCACUUUUGCAGAGGAAGACUUUGAGCUUGGGAAGACCCUCAAAAACUUUCAAAAACCCCAGCGACUCGAUGAAGAGGAUGAGCUCUCCACGCCGUUACCCAGCAUUCACCUGUCUUGGGUGGAAGGCAACAGCAGUAGGCUGUUAUCAUGGUGGAGGGAGUUCUGCUCGCUGGGUCACAUGGCCAAGGCUCUUGUGUAUGCUAUUCUGUUUGUGAUCUUCAUAAUGGCGUAUCUCUACGACCUACCGACCUGCAUGGCCCUCUAUCUGUUUUCUCUGUGCUGGUGGUGCGGCCAGGGCAUGAAGCAGCGUCUGGACGGGGCUGUCAAUGUGGACUGAGACCAGACAGGAAGUUCUUGAAAGUUUCUGAGGCAGUUCUUGUCAAAUUGUGUGACUCUGAAAUGAAAAGUGACACAAAGUGAUUCUACGGGCCCAAAAUCAUUUGACAAAAUGAGAUUUAGGUGGCAUUUUUGUUUCUUUCUUUCUCCUCACUUGUGUUCCCAUUAAAAGUCCCACUUGAAACAGGAGUCUUUUAAUAUAAUCCUAAAUUCAAACUGCUAGAAUAGUGGAAAUGUGCUAAUCCAUAUUUUGUGAUAUAAUUAAAUGACAGAAACCCUCUUGUAAUGUCAAAGGAAACAACUGUUUUCACAGAUAUAUCUCAAUGAAAUACAGUGCCAGUCAAAAGUAUACAGUAGAUACUAAAUCUUUUCAUUUUUGAGCUUUUACUUCUACCUUUUUACAAGUUUUUAAAUUAGUCUUUUUUGCCUUGUUUUCCAGUAAAAAAAAUAAGUCCUUAAAAGAUAAAACUACUACACAA